Penicillium samsonianum is the source of this 1080-nucleotide messenger RNA. Its product is annotated as fungal specific transcription factor domain-containing protein. The coding region runs from base 1 to 1080 and encodes 359 amino acids. The transcript has 3 exons. Gene Ontology annotation, cellular component: nucleus. NCBI's taxonomy places the organism in Eukaryota, Fungi, Ascomycota, Eurotiomycetes, Eurotiales, Aspergillaceae. Gene Ontology annotation, biological process: positive regulation of transcription by RNA polymerase II. The record is from RefSeq and is a predicted model, not a curated record. Gene Ontology annotation, molecular function: sequence-specific DNA binding.
AUGGCCUACGGUGCCAAUAAUGAAAUUAUACGCGAAAUCGAAGAAGAACUCACAGAAUGGGCGAAGAGCGUACCCCGCGGAUCCCAAUAUAUGCUCUGUGCAUCAUAUGCUCACGUCCAUCUCUAUCUAUAUCGGUCGUCCUUACGCCAUGCCAUCAAAGCCCCUGAGCUCAAAUAUACUGCCGGUAUGGACAUGUCCUCCCAUGCUACCAGAUGCAUCCAGAGUGCGCAAAAUAUUAUCUCGCUAUUUGAAGACAUGUGCAUACGAGGCCUUUUAACAGGAGGGAACUGCUCAGCUGUCCGAAUGCUGUGCAGUUCCAUCACAACACUCCUGUACAUCGUGCUUGCUUCUCGGGGCUCAUACGAACCGGAGUCUUUGUUCCAAAAAUUGGCCACUGGGAGGAAGAUCUUGAAUCAUCUAGCAAAACGAAGUUUUCCUGCCAGUCGGUGCAGAGUUUUGCUCGCGAACAUGAUCUCAACUUUACCGGGGGACUUUCAAAAGGUCCGCGAUAGGCUACUCAACUUUGAUACUGAGGUUCCAGAUGUGCUAUUCAAUGAGGAAAUUGAAAGCAACCCGCAGCCUGACAAUUCAUACACUACCUCUCUAGCAGAGAGUACUUUUGCAAUGAGGCCCAAUUCUCAUCCACGAAGCUCCAGUUGCCUUCCGCCGGUUGUUAGCACGAUGCAGGGAUUUGGUGGGAGCGCUCAUGUACUAGGCAUCCCAAGUGAUGAGCAGCAUAAUCUCCACCAGGGAAAGACGCCAUCUACUCCGGCAAACCAAACGGCCGACAGGGCUGUACUCGAAGACAAGACACGAAGCGUAGAUAUCGAAACUCUUGGAUGCCAAAGUCGCCAGUUGGCGGAUCCACCCCUCGAUAUUCGUCCUCGGAUUUGCAUGGAAAGCAUUCAGUCCUCGGACUUUCCACCAAAUUGUUCCGCUGGAUCAUGGACCAGCGGGCUUGACAUCGGCAAUGCCUAUCGCUCAAGUUUGAACGAGGAACCACUGGCUGGGGCAUUCAAUAUUGAAGGAAAGGAUAUACGAGGCAUAGAUGACUUCUUUGAUUUUGAAAGUUGGUUCUAG